GUCAAUCUUCACAUUUAUCAAUAGUUAUCCAUAACUGGAUUAUAUAUCUGCUAAAUAUGGUUAAACUUUCAAAAAAUUUACUUAAAAUGCAGUUUAUGAAACGGACGAAAGUUAAGGAAGAUGAGGCAACAAGACAAUUGUAUAUAACAAAGAGCAUUGAAGAUGAAAAAGAGUGCAAAGUUUUAUUUGAAUCUAGUCUAAUGAUCUGCUAUAAUUUCUCAUUAGGAAGACUAUCUUAUAAGGGCUUCAACCCUGAAAUUGAGAAAAGUAUGAAUCCUGUAAAGGAGGAGCCACCAAUUAUAGAUGAAACAAUAAGUGAAGAGACAAUGGCUCAUAGAUAUGCAACACUUGUUAAUAACAUAAGCAAUCGAUUCCUCCCUAAAAAGGAAAAGAGGAAAAUAAAAUCAGAAAAAAAUGCCAAAAGACGUCAACACCAAAAUCAUACAAGUGAUGUUUUAGAAGAAUAAAAGUAUAGAUUUAUCUUUCUAAAGGUUGGAAAAGCAAUUAUACUAUCCCCCACCCCCUCAAACAAAUAUCCAAUAUGACAAUAUAUUUAUUCUUAUAUAUAUACAUAUAUUAUAAUAUAAAAUUAUAUAUAAUAUAGAAUUUAUAAUGUUUUUUAUUAUGUGUGCACAAAUAGAAAAGAUUUAAUAUUUUAUAUUAAUUAUUUUUAUUUUAUAUAAUUAUCAAAAUAUAAGUUUGAUAUCUUUUCCUUUUUUGUAUUAUUUAUUUAAUUGUGUGAUAG
This is a messenger RNA of Gordionus sp. m RMFG-2023, 745 nucleotides long. RefSeq names its product M-phase phosphoprotein 6-like. The coding region runs from base 57 to 467 and encodes 136 amino acids. Gene Ontology annotation, biological process: maturation of 5.8S rRNA. The record is from RefSeq and is a predicted model, not a curated record. Lineage: Eukaryota; Metazoa; Nematomorpha; Gordioida; Chordodea; Parachordodidae. The transcript has 6 exons.